CUUGCAACUGCCACGGGAAAGCAGAAGAAUGUUACUAUGAUCAGACGGUGGCAGACAGAAAGCAGAGUUUGAAUAUCCAUGGAGAAUAUCUUGGAGGCGGAGUAUGCAUUAACUGUACCCAGAACACUGCAGGCUUCAAUUGUGAAACAUGCAUUGACGGAUUCUUCAGGCCGAAAGGGGUUCAUCCAAAGGAUCACCAACCAUGCCAGUCAUGUCAGUGUUAUUCUGUGGGCUCUUUAGAUGGCACUUGUGUCAAGGAUGAAAAGCGAGCUACAGGAGGUAUGCAUCCUGGAUCCUGUCACUGUAAACCAGGUUUUGGAGGAGACAGGUGUGAUCGGUGUGCAUUGGGCUACAAAAAUUUUCCUUACUGUGUGCCCUGCAAUUGUUCUCUGAAAGGCAGCUUGAAUGACGACCCUUGUGAAGGACCUUGCAGGUGCAAGGUCUAUGUUGAAGGAAAGAACUGCGAUCGCUGUAAAGCCGGCUUCUUUAACUUGCAGCAAGACAACCCCCAGGGCUGUGAAGCAUGUUUCUGCUCAGGAAUAACAAAGGACUGUACAGAUUCUCACUGGACUUACAGCAUGAUUAUGGACAUGAAUGGCUGGCAUUUGACUGAUGAAUGGGGCCUUGCUAGAAUUACUCCUCAGCAGGACAAUUUUGAUGGACCUCAGCAACUGAGCAUCAGUAACACAGUUGCAAGAACUGUUCUGCAGCCUAUUUAUUACUGGAGUGCACCCAGUCCUUAUUUGGGCAACAAAAUAACAGCUGCUGGAGGACAUCUGAAAUUUACUGUUUCAUAUGACCUAGCUGGGGAAGAAGAUAUUGCUGAGGCCGUCCUUCAGCCCGAUGUCAUCAUAGAGGGAAGUGGGUUGAGAAUAAGCACAUUGCAGGAAGGAAUUCACUUGAACCCAUUUGAAGAGCACACAGAAGAAGUCUUACUGAAGCACAACUUAUUCAUGCUGCACGGCGCCCCAGUCAGCAAAAGGGAAUUUAUGACUGUUUUGGCUAAUAUAAAAAGACUUCUUAUAAGAGCCACGUACAGCAAUGGGAUGAAUGCCAUCUACAGGUAA
Thamnophis sirtalis is the source of this 1067-nucleotide messenger RNA. Lineage: Eukaryota; Metazoa; Chordata; Lepidosauria; Squamata; Natricidae. The record is from RefSeq and is a predicted model, not a curated record.